AUGUCGAAUUUUGGGAGAAGAACCUGGGAUAGAGAAGAGUAUGCUCGAUUAGCUCGAGAAGGGAAUGAUAAUUCAGAAGAAGAGAAGCUGAGGCUGUCAUUGACAGAUGAGCAACUUGAGCAAUUGAAAUCUAUGUAUUCUGAUCAUGAUUCUCUGUUGAAGUCUGGCUUAGAUGAUUUGAAUAAGAAAGUUUUGGCUACCGGUGUGACUUCAUAUAAAAAGGGUAAACAAUUUGGGUUCUAUUGUAAAUUAUGUAAUAUGACUUUUAAAGAUAAUUUACAAUAUAUUGAUCAUUUGAAUCAUAAGAUCCAUCAGAUAAAGUUUGAGGCCAUCUUUGAUGAACCUUUGAUUCUUGACAUUAGAGAUAAUGAUGAAAUUGGGAUCGAAGAAUUUGCAACGACUUAUAAGAGGUUAAUAAAGGGUUUCAUCAAAGACAAUGGAAUCAGUAAACAAAAAGUCAACAAGAAAUCAAAACCUAUCAAAAAAGUUAAAUUAGGAAACUCUUCUGAGGAUGCAGAGCUUCACAAGAAAAUGGGGUUUUCAUCCUUUGGUGGUGGUGUCUAA
This is a messenger RNA of Vanderwaltozyma polyspora DSM 70294, 564 nucleotides long. RefSeq names its product U4/U6-U5 snRNP complex subunit SNU23 (gene SNU23). Bases 1 to 564 code for a protein of 187 amino acids. NCBI's taxonomy places the organism in Eukaryota, Fungi, Ascomycota, Saccharomycetes, Saccharomycetales, Saccharomycetaceae. Gene Ontology annotation, cellular component: spliceosomal complex; U4/U6 x U5 tri-snRNP complex. The record is from RefSeq and is a predicted model, not a curated record. Gene Ontology annotation, biological process: mRNA splicing, via spliceosome. The transcript has a single exon.